AUGAUUUGGAUAGGUACCGUAACAGAUAGUAACACUGAUAGCAGUCGACAGAAUGACAGAACCACAGAAGAUAAGGAGAGAAACAUGGAGAAAAUGGAUGACGAAGACGAACAUAAUGAUGAUGGUGAGGAUGACGAAACUGAGGAAAAACGAAUAGUAGCUUUGCACUUGAUGCCAAGCGUUGCUUACAGUUUGUCAUUUCAUCUUAUAUCGUUACAAUGUUUCAUGAACUUUGGUUACAUUAAAUUUUUGAAAGAAAAGUAGUA
This is a messenger RNA of Thelazia callipaeda (thelaziosis nematode), 266 nucleotides long. Lineage: Eukaryota; Metazoa; Nematoda; Chromadorea; Rhabditida; Thelaziidae. The record is from the annotation of a GenBank genome assembly.